UUUGUAUUUAAGUGAUGUGUCACAAAACCGAAUCCAGUGCCGGUUGUCAAAUACUUAAGUUCCCUCUUUUCACUAGCUUUAUAACAGAAAUCGUGAAUUGUUCUAAGCACUGUUAAUUCCUAAUCACCUUCGGCAAACGAAGAGAUCGAAAUAUAUUGAACGGGCAUUCCUAAUUACAGAACAAUGGAGAAGUACAUUUUCGCAUUAGUGGUCCUUGUAUUAGCAACAAGUUCUUCGGGAUUGAAGGAGGAAGAUUGUGAAGUUUGCGUGAAGACUGUAAGAAAAUUCGGCGAAUCAUUAGAUGAUAGCACGCGGAAAAAUCCUAAAUUAAUCGAGGAGGAAUUUAAGAAGUUUUGUAAAACGUCUAAAAAUAAGGAGCAUAGAUUUUGUUACUACUUAGGCGGCUUAGAAGAUUCAGCGACCGGUAUCCUAGGCGAAUUAUCAAAACCACUUAGUUGGUCGAUGCCAGCAGAAAAAAUUUGUGAAAAACUGAAAAAGAAAGAUGCACAAAUUUGUGACUUGCGCUUCGAAAAACAAAUCGACAUUAACUCGGUAGAUCUUAAAAAAUUGAAAGUUCGAGACCUUAAGAAAAUUCUUAACGAUUGGGAUGAGUCCUGCGAAGGUUGUAUCGAGAAGACCGAUUUUAUACAGAGAAUAGAGCAAUUAAAACCAAAAUAUACUAAAACUGAAUUGUAAAUUAGCUUUAAUAGCAUUUUUAAUUUAUGUAUUAGAGUUAUGGUUUUUUCAUUUAUUCCACUCAUAUUUUAUAAAUAUCUCCCCAUAACCACGCAUUGGAAACUAGGAAAAUCGAUGAAGUAAUAACAAAUGAUGUUUGUUGAAACACAAAUAUAUUAAUAAAAAAUAAAUUUAUAAAAAAUA
Molecule: messenger RNA, 879 nt
Organism: Hermetia illucens (black soldier fly)
Lineage: Eukaryota; Metazoa; Arthropoda; Insecta; Diptera; Stratiomyidae
Gene: Manf
Product: mesencephalic astrocyte-derived neurotrophic factor homolog
Exons: 5
Coding region: 184-696 (170 amino acids)
Biological process (GO): neuron projection development; dopaminergic neuron differentiation
Cellular component (GO): endoplasmic reticulum
Source: RefSeq, a predicted model, not a curated record